UACAACAAUCUUUUAGGAAUUCCGAGAUACCUUGAUUUCAAAGUUGGACAUCAGUGAUGACAGAGCUAGCAGCUAAUUCUGACCAAAGCGUACCGUUCAAUUAUAUCUAACACCUGUUACACCUUCUACUGAUGUCCUACAUCUAGAGUAUGAUAAGAUAAUUUAUUUUAUUCUCAUUUAAGCAAUUCUUAGAAAAACAACAAUAAAAUUCACUAGUAAAAAUACAAAAUUCCUCUGCCUUUUCUUUUUCAUACAUUGAUUAUUAGCUUUAAUUUUAAUUUGACAAAAUAUUCAGCAAAAAGAUCAAAAAAUGGAAACCCCAACACUAAUCUCCAUCUUAAUUUCAUUAGUAAGUAUAGUAAUUGUAACAAGUAUAAUUAAAGUGGUGAAUUGGGUAUGGUUAAGACCCAAGAAACAAGAGAAAUGGUUAAGAAAUCAGGGUAUACCUGGUACUUCUUACAAGCUAUUCUUUGGUGAUAUGAAAGAUUACUCCUUCUUGUGUAAUCAAGCUUUGAAAAACCCCAUGAAUGGCUUCUCCAAUGUUUACUUUCUGCGUGUCGACCCUCUUCGUCAUCAUUUAGUUACCAACUUUGGACAGGACUAUUUCAUUUGGGCUGGUGCAACACCAAUGAUAAACAUCUCGAACCCUGAGUUGAUUAGAGAAGCCUUAACAAAUAUGAAGGAUUUUCAUAAACCGAGGUUGAACCCAAUCGUUGACAAGCUAUUCCCGGGGUUUGUCAAUUAUGAAGGAGAUAAAUGGGCUACACAUCGAAAAAUUAUAAGCCCUGCCUUUCACAUGGAGAAGUUAAAGCUUGUGUUGCCUGCAUUCUAUGAUGGUAGUGUGGAGAUGAUCACUAAAUGGGAGAAGAUUUUAGAUGAAGAGGAUUCUAAUGAACUAGAUGCGUGGCCAUAUCUUACUACACUUUCGGCUGAUGUGAUCUCUAGAGCAGCAUUUGGUAGUAGCUAUGAGGAAGGACAACAAAUAUUCGAACUUCUCAAGGAGAUGACUGUCAUGGCUCUUAGUACUCUGCAGUCAGUAUACAUCCCAGGACUCCGGUACGUUCCAACAGCGAAUAAUAGGAGGUUGAAGAAAGUCGAAGAUCAAAUACACACGUUACUAACACGAGUUAUUAACAAGAGGAAGCGGGAAAUUGAAGCUGGAGAUCCACCAAAAUUUGACCUAUUGGGAACACUCAUGGAUUCCAAUCAGAAAGAGACACAAAAUGCUGUUGGCAGUGUCAAGAAUCAACAGCUUGAAAUGAAUCUUCAGGAAGUGAUGGACGAAUGUAAACUAUUCUACUUUGCUGGACAAGAGACUACUUCAGUACUACUAGUUUGGACAUUGAUUUUAUUGAGCAAGCAUCAAGAUUGGCAAGCACGAGCACGGGAAGAAGUGUUGCAAACAUUUGGAUUUAGUGUGCCAGACUUUAAAGGUCUAAGUCAUUUGAAGACAAUGAGCCUGAUUCUGUACGAGGUAUUGAGGUUAUAUCCACCAGCAAUCCAACUAAACCGGAGGAUUUACAAAGACACAAAACUAGGAAAACUAUCGCUUCCUGCAGGGGCAAUAGUUACUUUCCCAGUACUUCUUGCUCAGCGAGACAAGAAAUCCUGGGGUGAUGAUGCGGAUGACUUCAAGCCAGAUCGAUUUUCCGAAGGAAUUUUUAAGGCAACAGGGGGAAGUAACUCAUUCUUUCCCUUUGGUUGGGGACCAAGAAAAUGUAUUGGGGAAAAUUUUGCUAUGAUUGAAGCUAAAAUGGCAUUAUCAAUGAUUCUACAGCGCUUUUCCUUUGAGCUUUCGCCGAACUAUGUUCAUGCACCCAUGACUGUCAUAUUUCUACAGCCACAACAUGGUGUUCAAAUUAUACUACACAAGCUGUGAGAACAUACAAGUAGGGUUUAGAGAGUGAAUUAGUUUUAUUCGAGUGAUCAGCGUACAUACCCGUGCUGUACGAGCAUUAUACAGACCGGGGUAUGUUGGUCAUUUUCUAUAUAACUUUAAAAUUUAAUGAUAUAUUUAGUGUAUCAUUAGAAACAUAAAUGGUAUCAUUAAAGUCUUAAUGUGCCUAUCAGAUAUCACAUUAAUAUCAUUGAAAUUUACUUAGUCCAUAAAAUUCUAUUUGUACUACUAGAAAUAUAU
Molecule: messenger RNA, 2137 nt
Organism: Chenopodium quinoa (quinoa)
Lineage: Eukaryota; Viridiplantae; Streptophyta; Magnoliopsida; Caryophyllales; Amaranthaceae
Product: cytochrome P450 CYP72A219-like
Exons: 5
Coding region: 311-1879 (522 amino acids)
Molecular function (GO): iron ion binding; monooxygenase activity; heme binding
Source: RefSeq, a predicted model, not a curated record